This is a messenger RNA of Polistes dominula (European paper wasp), 887 nucleotides long. RefSeq names its product ribosomal protein S6 (gene RpS6). NCBI's taxonomy places the organism in Eukaryota, Metazoa, Arthropoda, Insecta, Hymenoptera, Vespidae. The record is from RefSeq and is a predicted model, not a curated record. Gene Ontology annotation, biological process: translation. Gene Ontology annotation, molecular function: structural constituent of ribosome. Gene Ontology annotation, cellular component: ribosome.
GCGCGCUCUGGUGAAUAUAUUUGAGUAACUCGGACGUUCUUUCUUUUAAGGUGUAUGCGAGGAACUCGCACUUCGUUGAAAAAUGAAGUUGAACGUAUCCUUUCCUGCUACAGGAUGUCAAAAAUUAUUCGAAAUUUCGGACGAGCACAAGCUCCGGAUGUUUUAUGAAAAACGCAUGGGAGCAGAGGUAGAAGCCGAUUCUCUUGGUGAUGAAUGGAAGGGAUAUGUUGUACGUAUUUCUGGUGGAAAUGACAAACAAGGCUUUCCAAUGAAGCAGGGUAUCUUGACCAAUGGUCGUGUACGAUUAUUGCUGUCAAAGGGACACUCCUGCUACAGACCCAGACGUGACGGAGAAAGAAAACGUAAAUCUGUACGUGGUUGCAUUGUCGAUGCAAAUUUGUCAGUACUUGCAUUGGUAAUUGUGAAGAAGGGAGAACAGGAAAUUCCUGGACUCACUGAUACGCAAGUUCCACGUCGUUUAGGACCAAAAAGAGCUAGUAAAAUUCGUAAGCUCUUUAAUCUUUCGAAGGAAGAUGACGUACGUCAAUUCGUCGUCAAAAGACCAGUCCAAAAAGAAGGCAAGAAGGAGCGUCUUAAGGCUCCUAAAAUUCAACGUUUGAUUACGCCUUUGACAUUACAGAGAAGAAGACAUAGGCGUGCAUUGAAAAAGAGGCGUUGCUUGGCUCGCAAAGAACAAGCUGCUGAUUAUGCUAAGUUGCUAGCUCAGAGGCAAAAAGAAGCAAAGAAUAGACGUCAAGAAGAGAUCAAACGAAGACGUAGUGCUUCAAUGCGAGACUCUAAAUCAUCUAACCAAUCUACUCCAACUGCCACGCAAAAAUGAAAAGAGAAUUAAAAUGUUUUUAAAAUAAUAAAAAAUUCUCUAUAUA